This is a messenger RNA of Rhizoctonia solani, 1833 nucleotides long. Its product is annotated as actinin-binding protein, afadin and alpha. Lineage: Eukaryota; Fungi; Basidiomycota; Agaricomycetes; Cantharellales; Ceratobasidiaceae. The transcript is spliced from 10 exons. The coding region runs from base 1 to 1833 and encodes 610 amino acids. The record is from RefSeq and is a predicted model, not a curated record.
AUGGCGACGACAGAAACUCCGACGCGACGCGGUGUUCGGUGGGCGUUUGAUGUAGCCAACAGUCCGUUUGGCGGGGCUGCCGAGCCUUCGACUCCAGAAACGAGCACGUCUUCGUUGGCGUAUGUCAAUUCACAAAUCAUCGCCCAUGGAUUUGCGCGUGCCCCGUUGGACUUGUCUGAACUUGGACGAGAGGAACAGAACAGGGUGGUCAAAUGUGUAUUGGGCAUGCUGUCCCAGAGGGUGGAUGAUAUGCAACGUGCCGAAGAUCUGUCGGCCCGGCUGAGAACGAUAUCUUACGAGCAUGAACGAGUGUCUAAUAUGUUACGAGCUGCAAAGAACGAGGUCCUUCAGGCUGAACGCGAGGCCGAGGCUGCAAAGACAAAGGCCAACGCACUAGCAAAAGAUAUCACAUCUGCGCAAACAUCCCACAACCGUACCGCCGCCCAACUCGCCCAGACAACAUCGGCCAAUGCAGCGUUGAGGGCAGCCUCGGCCGCAGACCUCCGCAAACGCGAACAAGACGUCGCUCGGCUGAAAGAGCGAUGGCAGAAGCUUGCUGGCGAGCAGGCUAAGCUCGGGACAGUCGGAGCGGGAUGGGGUGAAGGGGAGGAGGCUGCCGAGGGAGCUAUGCGGGAUGCGAUUGAAGCGCGGGAGAGGCUGGCCGAAGUGAAUGACGAGUUUCGGGAGGUGCUUGUUAAGUUGGUUAAUGUGGUCGGAGAUGGUCUUCGUGAAAAGGAGGUACCGAAUAUCAAACUUCCUACUCCUGCUGCAUUAUUUACACCCCCCGCUAUUGAAGAUGAUGCCGGGCCGGCUCUCAAUGCAUACCGGACACUGCGCGAUCUCAUACAACAGCUGGCAUCGGCCGGUUCGACUCACUCGCCAGACAAGGAGAUCGCAGCCCGCGAAGCAGAACGUGCCAAGGCAGAGAAACACCGACUCGAGAUUCGGGAAUGGGAAGACAAGGUUGAAAAGGUAGAACGGGAGGUUGCGAGGCUCAAGGGAGAACUAGCUGCGAGCAACGAUUUCUGUGAAAAGAGCAGGGUUUUGAUUCAGCAGAUGGUGAAUGAUAAGAAGGCAUUGGAGAAGGAUGUCGAAGACCGUGAUUCGAGCGAAGCAGCAACGAUUGCCGAGCAACGACAGCAGCUCGAAGACGAACGGGCCAAGUUUACGGACGCCGCUAUUCGACUUGCGCGAGAGCGGAGUGAUUUCGAGGUCGAGAGGCUCGCGCUGGCUGAAGAAAAACGAGAAUGGGCGACUCGACAACUGGAAGAAGAUCUCCCGCGGGUAGCAACGUCUGAACCUAAUCCUAAACGGCCUGUACCGGUCGUCGUCGUCGUCUCGGACUCUGGAUCGUCGCCUGUUCCUAUGCAUAGCCACCGCGAGCCGGAACUGGAACCAGAGCCGGAGCCGGUCGAGCGGAACGGGUUGACGGGACAACUGCGUAUGGCGCUUAAAGCUGCCAAAGCGGCCGAAGCGGGAGAACGACCGAAGAAGAGGGGAAAGGCGGCGGCGUCGACGGCAGCGGGGAAGAAGGAAAAAGAAAAGGAGAAGUCCAGGGUAAAGGUCAAGGAAAAGUCUGCGGACAAGGCCAAGGCCAAGACGAAAGAAAAGGCAGGUGCCGGCUCUGAGGAAAAAGAGAACCUUGCGUCGGGCUCAGGUUCAGAUUCUGGCUCUGGUUCUGGUUCCGAGUCUGGCUCUGGCACGACAUCUGUGAAUCCGUUUGCGCCCGCCCCCAAGAUCCCUAGUACGCCGCGAUCGCUGCACCCUGCCGCCCAACGCGCACGCGCACGAAACUAUGCGCCCGCUGUACCGUCGCCUUGUCGAGGAUCAUAA